CACCGUUUGGAGCAUUCGAGUGACCUAAGCCGUAUCUCACAGUAACUUCACAAGACAGAACGUGGUGAAAAAUGGAGGUUGCUGUGGCAGAGGAACCCCAGAAAAAGAUCUUCCGCGCUAGGAAAACGAUGAAGACGAGCGACCGGCAGCAGCUGGAAGCUCUCCACAACACCCUGACAUCAUCUUCCUCCUCCUCCUCCUCCUCUUCGCGACCCCACACCCCAUUAGUGAACGGCACGCACGCAGAGAACGGAAAGAAGGGGAAAGAGAAAGAGACGAACCACAAGGAGACGGACUCCAAGUCGCCCAGGUCUCACUCUCCGCUCCUCACCCUCGCUCUCUCUCGUUCCCCGUCGCCGUCCAAGACGGAAAAAGAGGAACCCGUCACCAUGGACGUGGAUGACGGACCCGCCAGCUCCCCCGAGGAGAAGAGCAGCAAGUUGUCGUCUCCCUCCUCUCCCUCGUCCCCGGCCCAGUCGGCCGGCCUGGAAUCGGACCCCGACGUGAAAGAGGGAUUCCUCUGUCUCAGCGAGGAGGAUGACGUGCAGGGAGAGAGGGAUGACAUGAACGAUACGAAAGACGAAAAGAUGGAUUCGGAUAGCGAGAAAGUCAAGGACGAGAAGGAUUCCCCCAGACCCAGAUCUGCUGCGCCCGACGACAGCCUUCCCACCGGGAGGAAGAGAGGCCGAGCGGAAGAGGAAGAGGAGGAGGAGGAGGAGAACGGAGGGAAAGGUGCAGAGAGCGAAAGAGACGAGAAGAGGCAGAAGGUGGAAGGUGUGGAACUGGAGGCUCAACUGGAACUGAAGAUCACGGCCAACGCUGGCAGUCGGCUCAAACUGGAAAAGUUGGUGCAGCAGCUGGUUGAGGAGAGAUUGCGGGCUUUGCAGCUCACCGUCUUCGACCAGAGUUUACAGGAGCUGAGAGAGAGGGUGGAGAAGAUCGACUGUGCCACUAAACACCAGACAACCCUUAACACACUACAGGCCAAGAUCGCGAGACUGGCCAAGAAGUUUGGAGCCGCCAAUCAGGCGUCCGAGAACACAAAGAAAACUCAAGAGGCACUUGCCGCCGCUGCUGCUGCAAAGGCUACGUCUUCUGCCAACACAGCUCAAAAUGCCCAACGGACUGUUAAGGUCACAGUGGACCCUAAGAUGAACAAUCAGAGUCCAAGUGCGACCAGUUCUGCUACACCAGCCCAGCCCAAACCCCUCUCCACCCCGGCUACACCCACCUCCUCCGCUCUGGCUUCUCCUGCGCCCCCCAUUCUGCAGAUCAUCUCCACGACGACAAGCUCCACCCCCUCGUCUUCAUCCACGCUGACGGGUCAGACCCAGACUGGCACGUUGCUGCUGAAAACUGGCCCGGGCACCGGGGUCAUGACCUCGUCACCUGCGACCUCGGGGUCGCAGCCUGUGUCGAUCCAGCCUUUGCUGAUCCAGUUGCCCUUAGCGAUGGCCAACGGGCAGAGCGGCGCGCUGGUAACCACGCACAACACUGCCGGUGGGGUCGGACUCAUCCCCGUGUCGUCCCUAGCAACCGUGAACAACCUCAACAAGGCCAAGACCACGACCCCCGGCACGACCUUCAUCCUGCAGAAGACCAGUGCCACCACGUCUUCGACGCCCUCAUCGUUAUCAUCCUCGUCCGGCCAGGCCGCGGUGGCGAGGCCGGUCCACCAGGGGGGCAGCGGGAUGAUCAGCACGCCGAGCGCCGGCGUCUCCGUGACGACGGCCCGCGUGCCCACCCAGUGCGCCGCCGGGAUAGGCGUAGCCUCCGCCUCCUCGUCUCCGGCGACCACAGGCCCGGCGGCCACGGGGUCGGGGGCGGUCGGACCGCCCUCUGCUGCUGCCAUGGCAUCAAAAACAGAUAAUCAAGCAUCAAACUCUGUAAACAAGAUGCCAACACAGGCUGCUCGAGCCAAAGGCUCUGUCAUCGACCUCACAGAAGACGAUGACGACGUCCAAGUGACUGGAGUGAAGAAAGCCCCAGUUCCCCCAUCAGCCAUUAACCAGCGUCCCUCAGGACAGCCCCCUCCUCUCAUUAGCUCCACGCCCACCGGUUCCACUGCGCGAUCUUCUCCAGGACAGCGCGUUGGCAAUAACUCUCAGCUCGCAUUAAACCGCUCCCCAAUGGACUCCCCAUCCAAAUCUCGUCCGGGGUCUUCCUCUGCUACCUCCUCCUCCUCCUCCUCCUCCUCCUCAGUGACUCUCCCUCCUUUGCCGUUACCACCCGGCAUCCCGGUCCGCUUGCCCCCGGAAGCGGCCCAGACGUCUCCUCCACAGCAGCCUCAGCUGAAGCUGGCGCGCGUCCAGAGCCAGAACGGCAUCGUCUUGUCCUGGUGCGUGGCCGAAACCGACCGCAACUGCGCGGCGGUGGACAGCUACCACUUGUACGCCUAUCACCAGGACCACUCUGCCAACGCGACCCAGUCCCUUUGGAAGAAGAUCGGGGAGGUGAAGGCUCUCCCCUUGCCCAUGGCCUGCACCCUGACGCAGUUUGUGUCCGGAUCCACGUACUACUUUGCCGUGAGGGCCAAAGACGUGUACGGUCGUUUCGGGCCCUUCUGCGAACCUCAGUGUACUGACGUCAUCAGUACUUCGUCCUCUUGAGCGGACGGAGCGGAGGCACG
Messenger RNA from Chanos chanos (milkfish), 2629 nucleotides. It is a transcript of the gene atf7ip, whose product is annotated as activating transcription factor 7 interacting protein. The record is from RefSeq and is a predicted model, not a curated record. The transcript is spliced from 14 exons. Gene Ontology annotation, molecular function: transcription coregulator activity; protein binding. Gene Ontology annotation, cellular component: transcription regulator complex; nucleus. Bases 72 to 2609 code for a protein of 845 amino acids. Gene Ontology annotation, biological process: regulation of DNA-templated transcription. NCBI's taxonomy places the organism in Eukaryota, Metazoa, Chordata, Actinopteri, Gonorynchiformes, Chanidae.